AUGACCCGCCAGUUCUCAUUGUCUCCGUCUCCUGCCCUUUCACCAGGUAUUACAUUCCUCUCGCUGCCUGUCGAGGUACGGUUGACAAUCUAUACGCAUCUCUUCUACCCCGCUGGAGAGCUGUUUGUUGCACCGAGAAACCCUGCCUACGAUCAAGGCUUCAACAACGAUCAAGAGACACCAGCGCCGCCAACUUGGCAAGUGGCAAUGGUGCCUGGUAUCUGCCCUGAGCCUGAAGGCGACAUCAUCACCAGCAGCCUGGAUCCUUAUUCUCAGUCUUCUCAACUCCUCCGCGUCUGCCAACAGAUAUAUGUCGAAGCCAUCCCCAUCCUGUACGGAGUGAACAAAUUCUACUGUGGGUUACGGCCCUGGAAGGAUAACAGGGAGAUCCUCCCACGGUUCGUCUCCACCCCCAACUUCGCACACAUUCGCCAUUUGGUCCUCGAUCGGCCCCUAGUUCGAGUCUUUGCCCAGCUUCUGGCCAAAGAGGAGCAUGUUGUCGCAACCAAGGGGCUGGAAUCCGUUGCGCUCGGCAAGUGGCGGUUCUGCGAGAGGCCCACAAGCACCGCAGUGGCCUUAGGGAUACGCCGCCCUGGGACUCACUUCAAAGGGUCCCAGUUCUGCAAUCCGGCCGUGGAGAUAUGUCGGAAACACGCUCAAUUGCGAUACGUGGUGGAGCAGACGAAAAAGAUAAACCUUGAAUUACUGUGUAAUGGCGGGGCGGGUGAGAACGGAGAGUCGAGAAAGGAAGCAGGUUACAGGACCUACACACAAUGUAGAUGGCUCCUCGUCACUGACAGGGGUGCAAGAAACCUGAAAGAAGGCGAGGAGCUCGUGGAUCUGGAGAAUUACUUGUAG
Molecule: messenger RNA, 858 nt
Organism: Cladophialophora psammophila CBS 110553
Lineage: Eukaryota; Fungi; Ascomycota; Eurotiomycetes; Chaetothyriales; Herpotrichiellaceae
Exons: 1
Coding region: 1-858 (285 amino acids)
Source: RefSeq, a predicted model, not a curated record